CUUUGCCCAGCCGCCGCCGCCGCCAUGUGCUCAUACCGCCGCUCCCCCUGGUCACCUGCUCCUCCGCGCAGUAGUGCCGGCCUACGCCGGCGUGUACUCCUCCGAGGUGGAGGAGGAGGCCUGCUCCUGGUGGUUGACGCCGUUGGGGAGACGCCGGGCAGCCUCGCCAUGGGGAACAUUUACCCAUGUGCGGAUGAGGCAUGGCCUCCGAUUCGCCGCCGUCGUCGAGUUCCAGCGAGCGGGGGCCUGCGCCGGUGGUGCACGGGUGGCGGAUCCGCCGGCUUCCGCGCCGGAUUCGAAGAUGGGGUCGAAUCCGCUCCGUGCCGCCGUGGCCUGGUGCUGCAGACCGCCGCUGCCGUCACUGUUGAAGAAGGGGGCCGCGCCUCGUCGUGCCGCCAUGGUGACCUCGGUCGUUCCAGACGAAAAUUUCGGAAAGGGUUGGCGCCGGCGGGAUUGGAUUUGUAAUUGCCCUCCCUCACAAUCCGAAUAAAACUCUUGCAGAAUCUCAGUGCAAUCCCAUAUCCCCUAUUCCCCUCCCUCAAAUAAAUAAACAGCCCUCCUUCACUGCGGAAGGGAGACGCCGGAGGCUGGAGGGGAUUUGUGGCAAGGAGAGAGAGAGGGAGAGGGAGAGGAAGAGGGAGAGAGAGAGAGACCGCCGUGCGGCGGGUCUGGAUUUAGAUUGAAAUUCCACUGGAGGGAGCGAGGAAGGGAGAGAUCUAGGUACGCAUGGGGCUUGUGGAUCUCAUGCAGCACAUGUCCAUGGAGCGGCAGCAGGACAGCCGGCGACGGCGAGCUCAAGCAACUAAUGGAUUGGUUGCUUCACGGGACAAAAUAAAGGCCUCGCCCUGUCAGCGUGAUAAUGAUUCUCAGGGUGGUGAACUUGACAUACAGAUACCAAACCUUCCAGAGGACAUCUGGCUGUCAUAUACAUUCCCUGAUGCCAAUGCGAGAUGCUGCCCAAGCUGCGUGUGUCUCUCAUGCUUUUCUACAAUCUUGGAGAUGCCAUCCCAACCUUAUUUUCUGUGGUACAACACUGGGUAUGAAUAAAAAGGCCUGUGGAAAUGACGAAAUUGCUAGAGAUUUUUCUAGCAAAGUUGACCACAUCCUGAAAAAUCACUCGGGCAUUGGUGUCAAGAAACUUGUGAUUGACAUGAGUGGAUAUUGCACUGCCAGCGAUUCUUGUCAUCUCAACCGCUGGCUUCUGACUGCUGUUACACCAGGAAUUGAAGAACUUGCACUUACAGUGCCAAUGAUGAAAACAUACAAUUUCUCAUGCUCUCUUUUGUCUAAUGGGAGUGGUGACUCAAUUCAGCAUCUCCAUCUUAGUGGUUGCUCCUUCCGGCCCACACCGGAACUUCCUUUCUUUAAAAGCUUGACUAAAGUGCAGCUUCAUGUUGUCUCUUUUACCGGGGAUGAGUUAGGGUACCUUCUAUGCAAUUCUUUUGCGUUGGAGCAGUUGGCAAUCAGGUAUUGUGAUGAGAUAGUUUGCUUGAAGAUCCCUUGCAUGCUGCGGUGGCUCAGGUGCCUAGAGGUUGUUUCCUGUUGCAGUCUGAAAGUGAUAAACAACAAAGCUCCAAAUAUAUUCAGCUUCUUUUACGUUGGAGGGCAAAUUCAACUCUCAAUUGGAAAAGCAUUGAAAAUGGAGUACAUAUAUUUGCUCUUCUCGGGUGCACUUCAUUAUGCUUGUGUUGCACUUCCAUCCAGCAUGCCAAACCUUAAAGUUGCUACUAUAAAUUCGACAAGUGAGAUGGUCAAUACGCCAAUGUCGCACAGCAAGUUUCUCCACCUCAAGAAGCUAAGUCUUGCUUUUGUUGCAAGGAUGUUUACUCCGGCUUAUGAUUAUUUUUCUCUAGUUUCUUUCCUUGAUGCUUGUCCUUCCUUGGUGACACUGUUCUUGGAUGUAUCCCUUGAACGCCUUACGCUGGAGACCUAUCAGAGCCGUAUUAAGUGUUCUGUGCCUGCUCACAGAAGUCUCAAGUGCUCCCCACUGCCCAUUGAUGUUCUCAGGGAAGCUCAACGAGGACUCUUGGCUAUCAGGACAUACAUUGAGCCUAAAGUUCCUUCCAUGGUAGAGCUUCAUGUUGUUGAGCCUUGCCGCUGGUGCCAUGCUGUUGUUGAACUUUAGAUGCAUAGCUCAGUAUUCAAUGUUUUAUUAUCUACUAGUCUUUGGGAAGUGUCAUUGUUUCUUCAAGCUAUUAAAAGUGUUCAUUUGUAGCACUUGUACUUGAACGCCUGUGAUGCUGUUUCCAGUUAACUUUGUCGCAAGUAUUUGGAUUGGGACUGCCAUCCAUGGUGAUCA
Messenger RNA from Panicum virgatum (switchgrass), 2299 nucleotides. RefSeq lists its product as uncharacterized. The record is from RefSeq and is a predicted model, not a curated record. Lineage: Eukaryota; Viridiplantae; Streptophyta; Magnoliopsida; Poales; Poaceae. The coding region runs from base 860 to 2125 and encodes 421 amino acids. The transcript has 5 exons.